Molecule: messenger RNA, 3477 nt
Organism: Adineta steineri
Lineage: Eukaryota; Metazoa; Rotifera; Eurotatoria; Adinetida; Adinetidae
Source: the annotation of a GenBank genome assembly
AUGUAUGCUUAUGUUGAAUUAUCGAAUAUAGCAAGAACAGAUUCUAUAAUUCAAUCAUUAUCAUGGAUGAGUUAUAUAUCUACACCACCUUCAUCAUCAUUAAAUAUUUCAACUGAUGAAAAUGAUGUUAAUAAUAUAAAUAAUAAUAAUGAUGAUGAAGAUCCAAAUCAUUCAAUUCCAUCUACACCACAACAAACAAUUAAUUUACAUGAUGGAUGGUUAGCAACAGGUAAUACAAAUCAUAUUGUUAGUGUAACAUAUACAUCAGUAAGACCCGAUGAAUAUGUGUCUAUACCUGAUCGAACAAAUUUUAAUUUACGUGCACAUCGUACUGAAGUUUGUCUUGUUUCAUGGAAUGUACCAUUUCAAAAAUUAGCAACUGUUGAUGAGAAGGGUGUUAUUUUUGUUUGGGUUAAACAUGAUAAUCGAUGGUCAUUAGAAUUAAUUAAUGAUCGUAGUCAUCCGGUUAUUGAUAUGUCAUGGUCACAUGAUGGACGUAUGACUGUUAUUUGUUAUGAAGAUGGUUUUGUUCUUGUUGGUUCAGUAACUGGACAACGUUAUUGGUCAACGGUUGUAAAUACACCUCAAGCAAAAAUAUCUGCUGUUACAUGGAUGCCUGAUGUUUCACAUGUUAUUCUUGGUACAACAGCAGGAAAUUUAAUUUUAAUGGAUCAUCAUGGUAAUACAACGGAAGGGUUUUCUCUAUCAACACAAUCAAUAACACAAUUAAUGUAUUCUUGCAAUAAAUUCUAUCCUGAAGCACCUGAUAAUAAUGCAACAAAAUUUGUUAAUGAUGAUUAUAUUCUUGCUUGUAGUCUUGAUAAUGGUCAAGUACUUUUUCUUAAUAAUUAUCAAGAUCAAUCACCAAUAUCUGUUAAUACUGAACUUCAAAAUAUCAAAAUGGAUUGGUCAUCACCUGGUGAAAUACUUGCUGUUGGAGGUCAUAAACGUUUAAAUGAUUUAAAUUAUAUAAAUCAAAUUAUAUUUUAUUCUCGUCGAGGAGAAUUUUUACAUCGUGUUCAUAUUCCACAAAUGACACAACCCUUAUCUGCUUUAUGUUGGGCUCAUGGCAAUGAUAUUAUAUUUGCUGCCUGUGGUUCAUAUGUUUAUACAAUCUGGAUAACACAUAAAUCUCUCCCGUCCAUGUUAUCAUUAUGUCAGAUGAAAAUAAAAGAAUGUCUAUUAAAUAAUUCUUUACAAAAUCUCGAUAAAUUAUAUUUACCAAAUAAUUUAAAACAAAAUCUUCAUAAUUCUUAUCGUUCAACAAUAAAAGGUUUUUUACCUGAUCAAAAAUCUCUACGUUCAUUCGUAUGUAAUCCAUUAAAAUCUCAUCUCCGUUUACAAUGUACAAUGAAACGUAUUGAUAAUGAAUCAGAAAAUUCGUCAACAGUUCCAUCAACAACAACAACGACAACAAAUUUAUCUGGUGCGACUUAUGUUUUAUAUUUAGAAUACCUUGGUGGACUUAUACCAUUAUUAACAGCUAAACGUGUAUCAAAAAUUUGUCCAGAUUUUAUCAUAUUUGAUCCACAAAUAAAAACAAAUCAUUUAUCAUUAUCAUCAUCAUCAAAAAUUUCUUCACAAAAAAAACAUUUUUCAUCAUUUAAAUCACGUUCAAAUACAUUUCAUAAUAUGACAUCUGUACAACAACAAACUAAAUUAUUGAAUAAUAAUCGUACAAGUUUAAUUACAAAUAGAAAUUCUAUCUAUGUAGCAGAAAAUGGUGUUAAUAGUAAUGGAGAUGAUUUAAUAACGAAUAAAAGUAGUUCAGGUUGUAGUUCGGAAAAUGAUUCAGAUUUAGAACAAGAUGAUGAAGAACAACAACAACAAUUAAAUCUUACAAAAAAUAAUUUACAAGUAAAACCUUCAAGAAAAAAAACCAAAACAUCGAAAAUUGUUAAACAUAAACACAAUAAUAAAUUAUGUACAAUAGCCGCGAAUAUUUGGGGUACACGUUUUAAAUUCUAUGGUCAUUCAAAUUGUUUACCAGAAAUUCUCGGAAGUGUUACAUAUAAAACAUCAUUUUUACAUUUACAACCUCGACAAAUGACUGUAACUGUUGCUAAUAAUUAUAAUAAUCAUCGAAAACAAAUUUCAACAUUUAAUAAAAUUAAAAAUGAUAAACUUUUAAAACCAACUAUACGAAAAACUAAACAACAAAUACGUAAUAAAAUCGAUGAAGAAGAAGAUGAUGAAACGAUGAUAGCUCUUUCAUCAUCAAAACUAAAUAUUGCUGCAAAUAUUCCUAUUGCUCCAAUGUCACCACAAUUACCAAAUGUUCGUUCAUCAUUACCUUUAUCUCAACAACAACGUUCAUCGUCUUUACAUGAAUCAAAAUAUUCAGCUCAUACAAAAAUAUCAUCAAAUCUAUCUCAUCGUUUACAACGUACAUCUAUAACUACUCAACAACAUAAUCGUCAUCGACAAAUAAAUGCUGAUUCAUCAGCUGCAAAUUCAUCUUCAACAUCACCCAUUAAUUUAAGUCGUUCAACAUCACCAGCAGCUUCAAUAGCUAAUUUUAUUCGUCCAAUAUCACCUCCAUGUAUACAAGUUAAAGAACCAUUAUCACCAAAAUUUUCUCGUGCAUCAUCAACAAAUGUUACAAAUCAAUUAUUAAAUGAUCGUCAUCGUUCACCACCUAUACUUGUACCAUCAAUUGUAAAUAAUAUUGAUGCAUCAACAGCAAGUGCAACAACAACAUUAUUAAUUGAUGAUUCAUCUGGUUAUGAUAGUAGUGAAAAUCAAAAUAAUCGAACAAAUAAUCUGAUUAUUUCAACUAAUCCAACAUCAUCAAUUAUAUCUACUGUACCAGAAAGUUGUUUUGAACCUGAAACAUAUAGAAAUUUAUAUCCAUUUAAUAGUAAUCAACAGAAAAAAUUAAGUUUAAGUGAUCCAACAUUAAAUCAAACGACGAAACUUCCACGUCAUUCACAACAAAUAACAACAAAUACAAUAAAUUCACAUGUAUCAACAUCAUCUUUACAAAGACAAAUAUCAAAUGAAGAUGAUGAUAUUCAAACGGAUGAAGAAAUAACAAAUUUAAAUUCAUAUGAAGAUAAUUUACCUAAAGAAAAAUUAACGACGAAUCGAAAUAAUUCUCGUAAAAGAUAUUCAAGUCCUCGACAUCGUAUGAUGACAUGUACUAGUGGAACAAAUGAUUCUUUAACAAGAUUAUUACCUUCAUCUGAAUCGGAUCAAUUAAUAAAUCGAACCGAUAAUCAAAAUCAUACACCAUUUUAUGUUAUGCAAAAUCGACCACCCCUGUGGAAUGAACAAUCACAAGUAUAUCAAUUAGAUUUUGGUGGACGUGUCACACUUGAAUCAGCUAAAAAUUUUCAAAUUGAAUUUAAAGGAAAACAGGUUAUUCAAUUUGGUCGUAUUGAAAAUAAUUGUUAUACACUAGAUUUUGAAUGGCCCUUUUCACCAUUACAAGCAUUUGCUGUUGCUCUCGCUAAUAUAACACAACGACUUAAAUAA